UAGGCAGUCACUGAAGCAAGCUAUGUCAACAUUCCUGUCAUUGCAUUCUGCAAUACUGAUUCUCCCUUGAGACAUAUUGAUGUGGCUAUCCCAUGCAACAACAAGGGUGCGCUCUCAAUUGGUCUGAUGUGGUGGAUGUUGGCCCGCGAAGUUCUGCGCAUGAGAGGAACUAUCAGCCGUGAUAUACCCUGGGACGUCAUGGUUGAUCUUUACUUCUACCGUGACCCAGCUGAGGUACUUAGUAGAUAUAUUUUAACCCAUUAACCUGUUAAGUUGCAUUGUGCCUCAAUGUGCCAUACUUUAUUAUGUUACUCCAUCUAACACAAGAUUAUUUUACUCUGUCUAAUGCCAGAUGAUUUUACUUGUCAAGAGGAGAGCACUGGAGCUCAUUGGAUUAAUUUGCCCAUAUGUUUGGUCAACCCAUUAAGUUGCACUGUGCCCAACUACUUUAUUACAGUAUCUUACUCUUACAGUAUCCUGAUAUCCAAAGGACACUAAAAUUUAGUUUUGGAUACAAAACUGUGAAUGACUUAUAUCCCAACUGGAUACUAAGAAAAUUUGUGUUACUCUGUCUCAAACCAGACUUGUCUGUCUUUGCCUCUUUUUAAAAUAUUGAGUUAAUAUUUUAAACUACUCAUUGCCAUACUAUUAUAGUCAUCAAGGGAAAACCAGACUAUCUUCCUAAGUCCCCUGUUAAACCAUUAAGCUGCAAUGAUUUUUACUUUGACCCACUUUACUCUGUCAGAGAUUUUACUUGUGUGUGUUUGAUGUCCACAGGCAGAGAAAGAGGAAACAACACCUGCUAUUGAAGAAACUCCAUUCCAAGCUCCGGCCACAGUAACAUCGACUGAUUGGGGAGCGGCACCCAGUGUGCAACCCGAGACUGCGCCUACCGACGCAACUGAUUGGGCAACCUUGUCUGAUACACCCAAGGAUGUAAGUAUCGCGCCAGAAAAAUGUUGUCAAUAAGACCAAAAAAAAUAUGUGGGUUUCCAGUUUCCUCUUGUAAAAACUUAGGUAAGGUAGGUCGGUUUUAACCUUUUUUUUUAACUUUUUUUUAAUUUUCCUAACAACCAGACGCCAUUUUGUUUAGUCAGUGCUUCCAUUUGCAAACAUAAAUUUCCCUAAUAUUGCCUCAAAUUUUCAUUUUCCACAAACGUUUUCCUCUAAGUGGAAACACUUACAAGCGUGAUCCAAUAAAAAAGUUUAGGGUCGGGAUUUUGGCGUCCAAAAGCUAGCUAGGGUCGGGAAACCGGAAACCCACAUAUUUUUUUUGGCCUAAGAAACAUUGCUUGGACAAUGGCUAAUAAUGGUCGGCCAGGCUUUUCAAUAUUUACAAUGAUAGCUCUAUAAAAACAACCGUUAUUCUUAUCCCUAAAUUUCACGACAUCAUUGCGGGGUUGGUGGGGAUAGAACUAUAUGGAAAGUCGCCCAUAACUGAACUUACGUUCUUUUCUUGCAGUGGUCUGCUGAAACAACUACUGGUACCACUACUGCAACUACAGGCUUCGGCGCACCAACCUCGACAGACUGGGGUGCGGAGGCUAGUGACUGGGCAGCCGCUAGUAGUACAACUACACCUGCAGAUACUUCCACUGACUGGGGUGCUACAGCUGGCGGAGAGAGCUGGUCUUGAACUACCACUUGUAACUGAACAUUAAAGGAAAGCAUUGAAGGAAAUUGCAUAAAAA
Molecule: messenger RNA, 1691 nt
Organism: Paramuricea clavata
Lineage: Eukaryota; Metazoa; Cnidaria; Anthozoa; Malacalcyonacea; Plexauridae
Source: the annotation of a GenBank genome assembly